AUGAAUCCACUUUAUAUAACGUUGUUCAAAGGGCUGAUAUCAAUGAAAAAGUCGAAAGAAGUGUUGAACUUGUAUGAACAGAACAAAAUGAAGUUGGACGAAGGUGUUUUUGUGAUGGUAUCAAAGGCAUGUUCUGAAAUAUGUGAUGAUCGAGCGAUGAGGAUAGGAAAACAGUUAAUCGAUAGUUUACCUAGAGACUUGAAAGGUACUGAAAAAGUGAUGAACUCGACGAUCCUUAUGUUGAUGAAAUUUGGAAACGUCGAUGAAGCUGAGCAACUCUUUCGCCAGAUGAAACACCAAUCUAUCUACACUUAUGGUGCUAUGAUGAAAGGUUAUAACGAUAAUAAAAUGUUUGAGAAAACAUUGGAUCUUUUUGAGACCUUACCAUUCGUUGCGAACGAAGCGAUCUACACAAUGGUUCAAAGCUCUUGCUCUCAGGUUAGAGAUGAUCGUGCGAGAAGAACUGGAAAACAGUUAAUCGAUAAUUUACCUGAAGAUUUGCAAGGUUCUGAAAAUGUGAUGAACUCGACGAUCUUUAUGUUGAUGAAAUUUGGAAACGUCGAUGAAGCUGAGCAACUCUUUCGUCAGACGAAACACCAAUCUAUCUACAUUUAUGGUGCUAUGAUGAAAGGUGAGUAA
Messenger RNA from Adineta ricciae, 639 nucleotides. Lineage: Eukaryota; Metazoa; Rotifera; Eurotatoria; Adinetida; Adinetidae. The record is from the annotation of a GenBank genome assembly.